Messenger RNA from Dermochelys coriacea (leatherback sea turtle), 5113 nucleotides. RefSeq names its product solute carrier family 33 member 1 (gene SLC33A1). Gene Ontology annotation, molecular function: acetyl-CoA transmembrane transporter activity. The record is from RefSeq and is a predicted model, not a curated record. NCBI's taxonomy places the organism in Eukaryota, Metazoa, Chordata, Testudines, Dermochelyidae. Gene Ontology annotation, cellular component: membrane.
CUUCCGGAAAGGGGAAGAGCUGAACUUCCUUGUGCCUUCUCGACAUUAAAAGAGGUGACCCGGGUAGUGGAGAUGAUUCACCCCAAGCUGGCGAAGCAGAGGGCGCGAAACUCCCCUGCUCUGUGUGGGCAAAGGUGAGCAGCCCCUCCCUGGGAAGCUGGGCGUGAGUAGAGUGGCGUAUGCUCAUCCCGCGCUGGCCUGCGGGGGCAGAGCGGGAACUUGCGUCCCAAGUGAGUGACGUGGGCAGGAGCUUCUCUUCGCCAUUAUAAGAUUGUUGGGGAACAGUGGAGCUCCCCCUCUCCAAAAAAAUUCCGGACUUCGUGGCAACAUGAGCCCAACCAUCUCUUACAAGGACAGCAGCCGGCAGCGCCGGCCUGGCAGCUACCACCAGUCCAUGAACAUGGAGAUCAAGCCUCCACCACCAGCUCUGUACGUGGAUAAUCACGCUGAGAGCCCAGGAGAAGAUAACACAGAGGCACUGCUCAGGGAUUUAACUCACCACCUACAUGGUACCCUCGGUUAUCGGGCAGAACUGGGUAGAUUCCUGCUCCUCCUUUUUCUGUAUGUAUUACAGGGUAUCCCUGGGCUGGCAGGCAGCAUCCCGCUCAUCUUGCAGAGCAAGAAUGUCAGCUAUAAGGACCAGGCUUUUUUCAGCUUUGUCUUUUGGCCUUUCAGUCUCAAGCUGCUCUGGGCCCUGGUGGAUGCGGUCUACUUCAAGAGUUUUGGCCGCCGCAAGUCCUGGCUUGUGCCCACUCAGUACAUCCUGGGGUUUUUUAUGAUGUACCUGUCCACACAGGUAGACUUCCUCUUAGGCGAUGUGGAGGGCAAGAGUCCUGAUGUGGUGGCCCUCACUGUGACUUUCUUUUUGUUUGAGUUCCUGGCUGCCACGCAGGACAUUGCUGUGGAUGGCUGGGCCCUGACUAUGUUGUCCCGGGAAAAUGUGGGCUAUGCUUCCACUUGUAACUCUGUUGGCCAAACAGCUGGUUAUUUCUUGGGAAAUGUCUUGUUCUUGGCCCUUGAAUCUCCCUCCUUCUGUAACAAAUAUUUGCGGUUCCAACCUCAACCCAAAGGAAUUGUUACCCUUUCAGAUUUCCUAUUUUUCUGGGGAGCUGUCUUCUUAAUAACUACUAUAGUUGCCCCUCUUGAAAAGGAAAACAAGAAAGUAACACCAUCAAAAGAAGAAACAGAAGACAUUACUGAUACAUACAAACUGCUCUUCUCGAUAGUAAGAAUGCCAGCAGUUCUUACUUUCUGUAUCCUGAUUUUAACAGCAAAAGUUGGCUUCUCAGCAGCGGAUGCAGUAACAGGACUUAAAUUGGUGGAAGAAGGAGUACCUAAAGAACACUUAGCUCUACUAGCUGUUCCAAUAGUACCUUUACAGAUAAUAUUGCCUCUGAUCAUCAGCAAAUACACAGCAGGUCCACAGCCACUGAACACGUUUUACAAAGCCAUGCCUUUUAGGUUACUGAUAGGCUUGGAAUUUGCUCUUUUGGUUUGGUGGACUCCUAAAGUACAACAUGAAGGAGGAUUUCCUAUUUAUUACUAUAUUGUGGUGUUGCUAAGUUAUGCUUUACAUCAGAUUACGUUGUACAGCAUGUAUGUUGCUAUAAUGGCUUUCAAUGCCAAAGUUAGUGAUCCAUUGAUUGGAGGAACAUAUAUGACACUUCUAAACACUGUGUCGAAUCUGGGAGGAAACUGGCCUGCUACAGUAGCUCUUUGGCUUGUUGAUCCACUUACAGUGAAAGAGUGUAUAGGCGCACAGGAACAGAAUUGUGGAACUACAGCUGCUGCAGAACAUUGUACAAAACUUGGUGGUUCUUGUGUUACGAUGCUGGAUGGUUAUUAUGUAGAAUCCAUAAUCUGCGUUGCUCUGGGAUUUGUCUGGUGGUUCCUCCUUGGGCCAAAACUUAAAAAGCUGCAAGAUGAAGGACAAUCUUCAUGGAAAUGCAAGAGGACCAACUGAUGUAAUUUUAAAUACUGGAUGGAACUAGCAAAUUGUUAGAGCUUAGUUUUAGUGCAGAGACACUUCAUACUCAUUAAACAGGAGUAUACAUAUUUUUAAAAUGCCAAAUGGUUGGGAAAACUAAGACCACUAAAAGUAGCAUUUGUGUAUGCAAUACCAUUUGCUCUAUAUGAAAAUAUAGUUAAGGUCAGAAAAGUAAUUCUCAAAAAUGGCAAGUUUGUACUACAUGUUUAUGUCCUCUAGCUUCUGAGUCAUGGCUGCCUUUAUCUGUUUAGACAAGCAACACUUAAAUUGUAGUGCAGUAGCUAUAGAAGAGCAAACUGUUCCACACAUAUAUAUCUCAAAAUCAGCAUUUUCAGCAAAGUUCUGUGUUAGCUUUUUUUUUUUUUUUUUUUUUUUUUUUUUUUAAUAAAGGAAGAGAAGCAGAAACAAUUUUGGCUUGAUCAAUUAACAAGUUGGCCUUGGCAGUGCUGUCAUUUAAAAGAAUAUUUAAUUUUGUAAACUAAGCAUAUAUAAACUAGCAGUGAUUGAGGAAGAAUAAAUGUAGAACACACAUGUCAUUUUCUUAUCACUUUCCUGACCACAACCACACUUCAGUGGAUGAAACUGUGUUUAAAAGCCUUUUUUAAAUGUAUUUUCUGGCUUUUAUAAGCUUUAAAGAUUUAUAAGAAACAUAAAAUUUUUUUAUAGAUUUGAAAGUUAUGCCUUUUAAUUUAUUGUCUUCUCUUGUUUCAAGGCACUUUGUUUCAAAAAGUAAAUCAACUGGUUUUUUUUUUUUUUUUCCUUUUCAGUAAAACUAGUAUGAGGUGGGAUUUAUGUGAUGAGUGCCGCACAAUUCCCUUAGAAAGCCUUGAGUGUUGAAGGGUCAGAUCGAGUGUUGAAGCUUUUGUGUGUUAAAGACUAAGCUUCAAAAUAAUAGAAGCUAGUUUAAUCCUUACUGGGUUCUGUUUGCAUUUGUGAGGGAAAAAUAUGACUAGCUGCGUAGCUCCUGUAUUACGAGAGAAUUGGAAUAUACAGAUUAGAAAAUGAGUGAAAAGUCAUAAACCUUUAUGUAUAGCCCAAAGAGAAGGGUGAACAAAAGACAUUCAGUGCCUUUGAAAGAUGUAAUGUGUGUGUGGUGAUAAAAUUGCUCAUUACAGCACAUUAAUCAGUUAAGAAAUAGGUUGUAACUAACCGUACCAAGCAAGAUAUGUUGCAUCAUCUACAACAAUUCCUUCAAAAACUCAUAAACUGGUACUUUCUAAUUGAGAUUUGCUUGCUGCAUUCAGUAUCAAAUGAAUCAGCUUCUUGAGUGCCUUAGUGACGCACAGCGUGCUGUAUAUCCAAUGAAAAGGCACUUAUGUAUUUUGUUGGAUGUAUGUUCUACAUCAUUACUUCAAUGAAUGAUAUUAAAAAUACCUUUUAAAGGUAUGACAGGUAGGUUAAUAUCAGAUUCCUUAUAAUACACAAUUAAAUAUCGGAUAUUCCACCUGUCUUAUGUGCUUUUAAUAUUUUUAAAGGAAACCACUUUUUUGCUGAAAUAUAAAUUAACAUUAAUUCUUGAUUCUAAUUGAAUUACGAGUAAACAUAAUGGUAGGGUUUUUAUUCAGGUCUGGGGAGUAAAAGAUUAUUGGUAACAGUUGGGAGGGAAGGUUUGUUUGUUUCAGUACUAAAGAUUGCUCCCCUACCUCCUCUUACUCUCCUUGUCACCCCCACCCAAAAUAAAAAAAUAAGCUUGCAUUCGGCUGGAUGUUGUCAGAGAACACAGAAGUGCAGAAUUGAGACCUAGCUGGAGUUAUGAACUCCAGUUCCCUCUUGCUGCAGUGUGUUGGUCCAGUUAGCAAUAGCACAUUAUCCGUAUCUUAAUUCUCUUAAAAUAACUGAUUAAGAAAUCAAGCCAACUUACUUGAAUAUAAAAGCACAGCUCUUGCAUGAAAUAUUUUCAUUUUCCAAAAUCUUUAAGAUGAAGCUUAAAUUAUUUGCAUUAAUUUCAAUCCAUUGCUGUCUGCUGGAUAAGUGCAAACAGAACAUACUGCCAGGUUUAGUAGCAUAGGAAAGCAGUUGUCAGUUUUCAGCCAUAACCAAAAGUCUUGUAAUGGCUUGAAUGUGUCUUUUACUUUUUGCCUGCUUUUACAAAAACUUAUGGACUGCAGAAUAUAUACAACUAAAUGCAGAAAUUUUUACAGUUGGCCCUCCUUUUGCAAUUCUGUAUUACUGAUUCUACAUGUGCCAAGGUGAUUCUUAUUAAUAAAAUAUUUUGUAUUUGAAGUAGCUUAAUCAUCAGAGCACCUUUUUUUCAAUUUCUAAAUAAAACCUAAAACCAAAAUCAAUAGUAAAACAAAGUAAUGUAUUUGAAAUGUACUUUCUUUAGGUAAAAGACACAGUUUAAUAACUACUUGCAAUGUCUGGUCUGUCAAAUGAAGGACUAUCUUGUGCUGUGUUUUAACAUUGCUUAAAUUGGAAAUGCUGCAGUUAUGAUAUUUGAGUGGCAGAUUGCUAAAUGAUCCUGUUAACAGUACAUGUUUUCUCUCAUAUAAAGAGGAAUAAAUUGUUGUUUUGAAGGGGAGGAAUUAACAUCUAAAAAAAUAACACCAGAUCAGAGAUGCUAAAAACAGUAGCUACAUUUUAUUAAGAUCUAGAUGUGCACAGACUUCAACUGGAAUGAUAACUUAUUAUUUAAUAUUUAAAUGGAAAAUUGGGGAAAGUGAAACACAUUCUAGGUACUAUUAUGUGGAAACAUUGCAUAAUGUAAAUGGGUAAAUAUAUUGUCUCUUAGUCAAUAGAUGUUUUAUGGCACCAAGUAAAUAAACUUUUUUCCACAGCACGCCUAGGGAGCAGAAUAACUAGUGAUCUUUGUACACAGGCACAUCUAGCUCAUUAGUCUGAAUCUAGUUCUGGAUUGCAGUGAUCAAAAGUCAUUAUCAUUUAUCAUCUAUAAUAAGGAUCUCAGCCAAAUAAGUUGGUGUUCUCAGACCCUUUCGUAGUAGGUAGGUGGUCUUGUCAUAAAUGUCAAGCACUCUUGUUUGGCAGUCACAGCAAAGAGCUGAAGGAUUGAUGGGCCAUGUAAACUGAAGUUACCUGCUUUGUUUCUAGAUCUCUCCAGAACAGAGUUGAGGUGCAUUGGCUGGGCAGUGUGGGAAUGUUCUUGCAUUCAUUUUGUAAAUUUUUUUU